AGUAAGUGAACCACUCAGUGGGCGCAGUGCUUGGGUUGAUGGAAUUCCUCUGUGGAAAGAUGGUUUUGGCUUUUUUUGUCCUCAGCAGAGCUGAAAUCUGUCCCAAUCUGUAGUAAACUUUUAUGCCCACGUGUCAUGUCCAUAAUCCUACAAGAUAACAGACUCAGCACCUAAGGUACCUGACACAUAGUCAGUAUUUUUGGAGAACUAGCAUGUCUUGGGAAUUAGAGCUGUAGGUAGGUAGUUGGUUGCUCAAAGCAGAGAUAAUCCACUUGUUCCUUGUCCUCCACUGUACUUUACCUGUUGCAUGUGUAAUGUGUGCAUCCUUGCAGCAAUAGCUGGUCAACACUCUUCAUCCCUUGUCAUCUUCCAUUCAUUAAAGUACCCUUUGUGAUCCACUGUGCAUCCCCUCGGCCCUGCCGGGCUGUUCACAUGUUGUGUCUGCACAGAUACACAAGGUUUGUGGGCCACUUCUUGGAGUGAGCAGAUAAACAUUUCAUGAAAGUCUAUCGAGUGAACUGUUACAUCUUCACUGACAACCCUGAGACAGUUCCCAAUGUCCAGCUGCAACCUGGUGAAGGUUUGUUUGUCCCCAUGAAGAAAUAGUCUAGCUGGCAAGAGAUCUCCAUGCGCAGGAUGAAGGCCAUGAGCAAGCCCAUAGCAGAAACGAGCCAUUAGGUGGACUACCUCUUCUGCCUGGGCAUUGUCAUGGUGUUCCACAAUACCUGGGGGCCUGAGACCCUGGGUGAUACAGUAGCAGCCAUACACCUGGGCUAUUUCAAUGUCCUUCGAAGCCAGUUCUCUUAUGAGAGGAGGAGCUCUUCUGCAAUCUACAUCCCUGAUGGAGAAGGGGACUUCUACUACGGAGGAGCCAUGUUUGGAGGCCUGGUCAAGAAAGUGUAUGAGUUCACCAAGACUUGCCAUAUGACCAUCCUGACAGACAAAGCCAAUGAGAUCAUGGCAGCCCAGCAGGAAGAAAGCCAUAUCUCAACAGGCACUUCCUUUCACAAACCCUCCAAGGUCCUUUCUCCAGAGUAUUUAUGGGAUGACAGGAAGACAAAGCCCCCUGAAAUUCACCUCAUAUGUUUUUCCACAGUGGAUAAGAACUACAAAGAGAUACGAGAUUGACCAUCUGAUCCUUGCAGAGAUAUUCUCCACACAAUCAAACCCAUGGAUUAUUAGCUCCCACAGAGUACGCCUCACCAUGAAUUUUUGUUCCCAGUGUGAACGAACCGAGAAAGGAACAUGUGAAUAGUUUCUCUGGAGAACAGGAGUCUCAGUGCAUUUCAGAGCAGCAGCCAAAGUGGAGGUGAGAAUGAAAAGGUUUCUAGGUCCCUAGUCUUUGUAAAUAGAAGCAUCCCACUUGAGGCUGCAGCACACAAAAAGGCAUCCAAAUGGCCAGUUAUCAAAUGUAAGGCUGUCCUUUUAGUGAGGCUGGAGAUGCCUUUGCCUGAGUGCUUUCCUGAGGCGUAGCAGAAACUUAGAAAGAUCAAAAUGGUAUUUGACAUUCCUGUGGAGAAGGAGAAGACCUAGAGUUUUAGUAAGGACCUUUUCACUUAAAAAAAUGAUUUUGCAGGGCAAUGAAUUUUUAUGCAUUAUGAUUUAAACUCACGCCCUUUAUCCAGAUCAGGAGGAAACUUGUGCUCAGAACAAGUCAUCCCUGAUUAAUGUGCAGCAGGAUUUCUUGGACCUUCUCAGCAGAGAGCUGGUACCAGCCAUUGCCAGUAAGAACCCUGGCCUGACAGGACAAAUAGUGUGAAUUCAUAUAGCAGUUAUCUUCCAAAUUCCAAUCUGUGUUAUGGAAACCUGAGUUUAGACAGAACUGGCACAGCUCAGACCCAGACUGAAAUUCCUUGGGUUUAUUUCAAUCACAGAUGUGCUCUGAACCUUUUCCCCAGUUCACAUGUCUCUGUAUAUCUUGUAAUCUUUUCCAACACAGAAAAUCUGGUAUUGAGAGGUUCAUGUUCCUAUCCAUUGCUUCAGUCCUUUCCAACUUUUCUAAGCUCUGUGAAAUAAAUUGGCUAGAAGCUGCUGGAACUGACAGUAAGGGCUGAUGCCUUUCCAGCAAACGGGGUGAUUUCAUUUCAUAAUGAAAUGCUCUAGUGAAACCGUGAGUUCAGUCUAGAGCUGGCAGUAGGCUGGGGUUAACAUUUUCUUUGCGUGAAUGCGAUGAGAAGCUGAACGGGGUGUUUUGCAGCCUUUAAAACCUGACAGCUCACUUGGGUGAACAGGAGAGACGGGGGGGGUCCAAACACAGGGGAACAGCCACGGCUUGCCAACGACGACUGCAUAAUUGUCAACUGAGGUCACAGCAUGGAGGCUCACGUGCCACCUCCCUCGCUGCAGCACGUCUGGCAGAAACAUCUCCUCCGUUACCUCCCGAGGCAGGCUACCGAAGGGCUGUGCAGCUCCGUGCCAUGCUCUUUUAAUGUCAGGAGGGAGAGAGACCACGGGGAGCA
This is a messenger RNA of Calidris pugnax (ruff), 2459 nucleotides long. RefSeq names its product globoside alpha-1,3-N-acetylgalactosaminyltransferase 1 (gene GBGT1). Gene Ontology annotation, cellular component: Golgi apparatus; vesicle; membrane. Lineage: Eukaryota; Metazoa; Chordata; Aves; Charadriiformes; Scolopacidae. Gene Ontology annotation, molecular function: globoside alpha-N-acetylgalactosaminyltransferase activity. Gene Ontology annotation, biological process: carbohydrate metabolic process. The record is from RefSeq and is a predicted model, not a curated record.